This is a messenger RNA of Vigna unguiculata (cowpea), 2601 nucleotides long. It is a transcript of the gene ELF7, whose product is annotated as hydroxyproline-rich glycoprotein family protein. The record is from RefSeq and is a predicted model, not a curated record. Gene Ontology annotation, molecular function: RNA polymerase II complex binding; chromatin binding. Gene Ontology annotation, biological process: transcription elongation by RNA polymerase II. Gene Ontology annotation, cellular component: Cdc73/Paf1 complex. Lineage: Eukaryota; Viridiplantae; Streptophyta; Magnoliopsida; Fabales; Fabaceae.
UUUUCCCCAAUUCAAAAGCAAACCCUCGAGUCCCAGGAAUGAUUACUGAAAGAGGAAAAGGGAGAAAGAUUGUAGUAGAAACUGUGUUCAUAAGCAAAACAAAAUUCAUCUGAGUGCGUCAAUUUGGUUUGCUCUGUGUUCCUCUGCAUCACCUCUUCCUGCUUCUACAUCGCCGGUGUGCAGCGAUUUCCUUUUCUGCGACUUUGAGGGUUCAGCUGUGUUCAAAUUCAAACCCUAGCCUGCGAUUCGUGGUUCAAAGGAAUGGCCUCAUACAGGCCCUUCCCUCCGCAAUCGAGUCAAAUUCAAAACCCUAUUCCCAGUGGGAAUCAUCAGUAUACUAAUAAUAAUCAAAAUUGGGGUGCUUACGGAGAUCCCUCUAAUGCUUCAUUUCCCCAAAUCCCUCCAAAUUCCAAUUAUCACCAUCAGCAGCAACAACAUCAAAAUCAACAUCAUGCUCCGUAUGCACCUCCAAAUCCCCAUCACCCUCACUAUCCAUAUCCGCCACCACCUCCACCGCCACCGGAGGCUUCAUACCAGCCUCCGCCGCCACCACCUCCUCCCGCCUACUAUCCCUCUAAUAACCAGUAUAACAACCAGCCACCUCCGCCGCCGCCGCCGUUGUCGCCGCCGCCGCCACCUCCUCCUGUUUCGCCCCCUCCUCCUCCCCCGGCAACUCAGAACAAUGAAGAGCGGCGCUUCAAGGAUCCUUCCACGUCCGGCCGCCGCGAAUAUGAUCCUUCCAAUCACGGCAUUGCUCACAAGCAGCACAAGCACCAGCCUCCCGUGCCAGCAAAAAAGGUGAAUGGGCCUCCUGGCAGAACUGAGACGGAGGAAGAAAAGAGGUUGAGGAAGAAGAGGGAGUUUGAGAAGCAGAGGCAGGAGGAAAAGCAUAGGCAGCAGCUCAAGGAGUCCCAGAACAGUGUUCUGCAGAAGACUCACCUGUUGUCGUCUGGGAAGGGGCAUGGCAUGAUUGCAGGGUCUCGAUUGGGAGAAAGGAGAUCCACUCCUUUGUUGAGUGCCGAGAGGGUGGAAAAUAGGUUGAAGAAGCCCACGACAUUUUUGUGUAAGCUCAAAUUUCGAAAUGAACUUCCAGAUCCAAGUGCUCAGCCCAAGCUUAUGGCUUUCAAGAAAGAUAAAGAUCAAUAUGCAAAAUAUACAAUCACAUCCCUGGAGAAAAUGUACAAACCCAAGCUUUUUGUGGAGCCAGAUCUAGGGAUACCUCUGGACCUGCUUGAUCUCAGUGUUUACAAUCCUCCCAGUGGCAGACAACCUCUUGCUCCAGAAGAUGAGGAACUGUUGCGGGAUGAUGAAGCUGCUACACCUAUUAAAAAAGAUGGCAUAAAAAGAAAAGAGAGGCCUACUGAUAAAGGUGUAGCGUGGCUUGUCAAAACACAAUAUAUAUCUCCUCUAAGCAUGGAGUCCACAAAACAGUCUUUAACUGAAAAACAAGCUAAGGAGCUGAGAGAGAUGAAGGGGCGUGGCAUUUUGGACAAUCUAAACAGUAGGGAAAGACAAAUCAGGGAAAUUGAAGCAUCGUUUGAAGCAGCUAAGUCUGAUCCUGUCCAUGCAACGAACAAAGAUUUGUAUCCUCUUGAGGUUAUGCCAUUACUGCCCGAUUUUGAUAGGUAUGAUGAUCAGUUCGUUGUUGCUGCAUUUGAUAAUGCUCCCACGGCCGAUUCAGAAAUGUAUGCUAAGUUGGACAAAUCUGUUCGUGACGCCUUUGAAUCAAAGGCAGUUAUGAAGAGUUAUGUUGCAACGAGUUCAGAUCCUGCUAAUCCUGAAAAGUUUUUGGCAUAUAUGGCCCCAGCACCAGGAGAGCUGUCAAAGGAUAUAUAUGAUGAAAAUGAAGAUGUCUCGUACUCUUGGAUUCGCGAGUAUCAUUGGGAUGUUCGGGGUGACGAUGCAGACGAUCCUACAACAUUCUUGGUUGCAUUUGAUGACUCAGAAGCACGUUACUUGCCUCUUCCGACUAAACUUGUUUUAAGAAAAAAGAGGGCUAAAGAGGGAAGAUCAGGUGAAGAAGUUGAGCAAUGUCCAGUACCUUCAAGAGUGACCGUAAGACGGAGGUCUAGUGUCGCUGCGAUUGAGCGGAAGGAUACUGGGGUUUAUACAAGUUCAAGGGGCAAUUCCUCGAAGAGAGCUCGUCUAGACAUGGACGAUGGUCUAGAACACCAACAUAGAGGUGCUUCACACCAGGACAACUAUCAGUCUAGUGGAGCAGAAGAUUACUUGUCUGAGUGAUUAUUUGAUGCAAAUGCUGCCGAAGUAAAGCAAAUUGGUCCAACGAAAUGGUAGUUGGAUGAGUGGCUGCAGACAGCUGAAUUUUUCGUGGCGCCUUUGUGCUUCAAUGAAGAAUGCCAACGACAAAUCCCAUAAUUUUGUAUGACCAUUUUUAACUUGAUGCACAUACAUUCAGAGUGUAGGCAGCUGUUGAAUUAAUAUAGAUUUUCUUUUCAAUACCAUUAUAUUAGAAAAGAUUGAAAAAUAAUUAAGUGUAAAAAGCAUGUCAGACCAAAUAGAAUCCUGUCAUUGCUCAAUGUUCAUCUGACCUGCUUGCCAAUGAAAUUACAGCCUUUGGUCAUGUUGUGGCAUUCUGAUUCA